Molecule: messenger RNA, 480 nt
Organism: Gongylonema pulchrum
Lineage: Eukaryota; Metazoa; Nematoda; Chromadorea; Rhabditida; Gongylonematidae
Source: the annotation of a GenBank genome assembly
GUACGCUGCAGGCUUGAAUUGGUUAAUCGUCGUUGGCGUGAGACAUCGCUGAUGGCAGCACGAAACGAUGAUCGACCGGUCUGGGUCUAUGUUAUAUUCCGGAAAAAUCACUGCAGCGGACAUGAAAAGAUGACUGUCAAUAUGAGUUUUGAUGGACCGGUUUUCUGGAAUCGCCAAGUGGCAUAUAUAUACUGCUGUAGCUGCCAUUUUCAUGAACAUGAGGGGCCUUUAUUAGCACUGCUAAGGAAACUGGAACAUCGAGUGGAACGAAUGUGCAUUGUGGAUACGCCUGUCGAUUAUGCCUUCCUGCCAGAUAGUUUCUUCUCCUAUAUGGCCACAAGCAUGCCUCGACUACAAUUCAUAUAUCUGCGUGAAAUUGAUCUUGAAAAAAUUAACCGUGGUACGGUGGCUGAAAUGGCCAAGCAUGGACAGAUUAAAAAGGUCAUCGUGCAUAAAUGCCGCAAUUACGAAGUGAGUUGA